GUAUGUCCUUCCAUCAGGGUCGAGGAGGGGGAGGUUGCCCCAGAGGAAGAGCACCCCCAGGUCAACAUGGGGGUCAACACGGCUCCCACCAAAAUUACCAGCCCACCAACCUAGGACCCCCACCUCCCCAGCCGCCAAUGCUCCCCUACCAGUACGACCCUCAGGCCCAGCACUGCACCUCUCACAGCUACGGUGGCCAAGGAAACAGUGGUGGGGGUGGUUACAUCACUGCACAUUCAGACUACAUGUCUUACCCCCCUCCAGUGCCCACUCAGGGGGGUAUGGCGGUCAGCCCCCUCAGCCAGUGCCCUGUACGCCCGCCCUUCCCCAACCCCCAGAGCCACCCCAACUUCCCCCCUCCUCCUCUUGCCGGCAACUCCAUAUCUGGGUCUCCAGCAUCAGCUCAGAGUUCUUACCACUAUAUGAUGCCUUCCGUACCCCCUCCACCCCUCCCUCACCCUCCCGGCAUGCCUCCUACCAUGCCUCCCCAGUCCAUGAGCUACCAUCAACCCCCCUACGCCAUGAACUACUCCCAUCCUCCAUUCCCUCCUCUGCCCAACUUUAGCCCAGGUGACUACGGCUCCCACCAGGGUCCCAGCUCCUUCAAGCCAGACCACGGGGGCUUCAGGCACGGUCCUCACGGAGGAGGAGGGCAGCAGUACAAGGCUGAGAAACAACAGCAAAUGGACGACAGAGGUCAGAGGUCGCCGGAGAGAGGCAGAGGGGGUCGCCAUGACGACCACAGGCAGCAGAAGGGUGGCUAUGCUUACGGCAGUCAUGGUGGCAGUGGUGGUGGGGGCGACAGACACAAGAUGGAUUUCCCCAUGAACCAGAGAGGGAAGGACCGAGGCAGGAGUCCGGACAGACGCAGGCCGGAGGGAGGGAGACACCGGUCAGAGUACGAGCAGCGUGGGAGGACUCCUCCUACUCGUCACCGGAGUAGAGAACGCAGCAGGUACGUGUCGGUCCCAUACCCAACCUAUAAUGUCCUCAUUUACAUUUUGGUCAUUUAGCACAGGGUUUCCCAAACUCGGUCCUGGGGCCCCCCUGGGUGCACAUUUUGGUUUUUGCUCUAGCACUGCAAAGGUUGGGGGGGGGGGGGGGGGGGGGUUGGGAAACCCUGAUUUAGCAGACACUCGUGUUCAGUGGACUUCAUGUUAUGCAAUACUGUGUUUGCUUUGAUGGAAUGCUUUCAAUACCAGAUCUGUAUCUGUAUGUUGUACAUUCUAAGAGAAGUGUGUGUCUGUCUGUGUGUGUGCGGGUGUAUGUAUUCUCAGGGAGAGGCAUCGCCACAGAGACAGUCGGAGGUCUCAGUCACCUGACAGACACAGGAAGAGACCUAGAAGGUAAUGGAUGCUCACGUUGACUCUUAAAAAAUUAUUUAUAUUUUUUCCUCUAAUCUGUGUCUGCGUGCAUGUUAUAGACCUAUGGCUAUAUUCAAUCUGUAUCGCUGAAGCGUUACGAAUUGGCAAUAUACAAUUUAAGAUAAUUUUGGAUUGAGCCAACAUAUGCAGCAACAAAUACAACUUUAAACUUGAAUGCAGUCUCCGCUAACGUGGGAACAUUGCCUUUAAAUUUCCCUCAUGCUGUAACGCUGAACUUUCAUGAUACAUAUUGAAUAGAUCCCCUAGUCAUAAUACUGAACCCUGAAAGUACAUAGCUUGUUACCCACAUCUUUGAUUUAAAUUAUGUGCACACAAUGCAACUAUUUACACAGUUGGAGCCGAGAUGGAUGUCUGUCUCUCUCUCUCUCUACUCUCUCUCUUGCUUUGUUUCCCAAUGUGACCAUUUCCUCUCUCCCUGCAGUCGAUCAGCCAGCAGAGAGAGGAAGCGUGGUCGCUGGGAGGAGGAGAGGGACCGGAGGUCCGACAUUCCGGGGAUGAGCAGAGACAGAGAGCGCAGCUAUACCUCCGUUAGGAGCCGAGACACAGAGACUGAAGUCUCCAUAGACAGGGACAGAGACCGGGAGAGAGAGAUGGACAGGGAGAGGGAGAGGGAGAGAGGAGAGAGGGAGAAAGGGGAGGGAGAAGAGAGAGAGGAGGAUGAGUUGCUGAAACCUGCGUGGAUCCGCUGUACCCAUGCUGAGAACUACUACUCCAGCGAUCCGAUGGAUCAAGUGGUAGGAGGCUAAUCCUGGCUUUUCUCUGCUGACUUUGAUAGUUUGACACAAACAGGUUCAUUCUGUAUGAAAAUGUAACCAAACCGUGCCAUAUUUCAGAUUUUCCUGAUACAGUAUGCACCAGAAAUGUAUUUGGAAAAUGUCUGAGGAUAUAAGACCAUAUGAACAGUUACAUCUCUGAUAAUCAUUAGGGUGUUUACAAAAGCUCUGAUCUGUCAGUGAUUCUCUGUCUGAUUUUUACCACUACAGCUUUAUACUCUCUUUCAACCAAUUGCUCAAACUUCUCAUACUGCCGUUUGAAACUCUGUGUGACCCUGUUUUGUUGCUGUAGGGUGAUUCUACGGUGGUGGGGACCAGUAAACUGAGGGACCUGUACGAACGCUUCGAGGAAGAGCUGGUCAAGAGACAGGAGCGUGCUCAGUCAGCCCGGCCCAAAUGGGACCCUCCCAAGACCAAGCUAGAUGAGGAGCCCGGUACUGUAUUGAUAUCAGAUAGUAUCCCCAAAGGUAUUUCAACUCUAACACUGGUUAUGUAACAGUGGAAUGUGAGAAUGACAGUCUUGUGUUGAAGUAAAGAAAUACUGUCGAACCUGCCUUAUAAACUGUGUAGAAUUUGCCUUGCCAUGUCUGAGAUUGAUGAAUGUGAUUAGGAAUGACUUCACAGACGUGUCAGACAACUAGGAGAGUUAAAAAGAGAGAUUGAUUAGCUACAACAUUUAGUGCACUAAGAUUGACAGUGUUCAGUGUUGUCAACCUGUUUUCAGUUGCAAUUACUGUCUUUGCUGUGAGUUCAGACCUCUCUGUGUGUGGACUAGCCACCGACAGUGCAAAAAAGAAAGUGAAACCCUGUGCACAGCAGUGCGUCUAUGUAUAUCCAGGUGUUGGUUUUUGCAGGAACAACUAGUAUUCAAAAACAAGUGUAAAAACCAUACAGUAGAGAAGACAGGUGACCGAAAGUUAGUGUUGUGUUGAGACCCCUCUGUUUGCACUAGCCACUGACAGUGUCCUGGUUGAUGUGUGUCUGUUCCAGAGGAGAGCCACAGCCACAGCAGCAGUGAGUCAGACUGUGAGUCUGACGGGGGAGGCAGUACCUGCUCCAGCAGCUCUGACUCUGACCUGUUUGACGUGAUCGCUGAGAUCAAGAGGAAGAAGGCCCAUCCACACCGUCUGCAUGACGAGCUGUGGUACAACGACCCAGGACAGGUCAGAACCUCCUCCUCUUGAUUAAUUGAUUUAUUGAUUUAUUUGAUUGAUUGAGGAGCUGUGGUACAUUGACCCUUGUUGUAAAAAAAACCCGAAACCGAUCAGAAAAUGGUCCUUCAGAAAAUCAAGUUUCAUAGUUCAGGAUGCCUUUCAGAUCAUAAUGAAUAGGUUUACAUAGAGGGAACAGAUUGUAGAUCACCACUCCUACUCUGAGCUUUAUGAGUACAGGCCCUGCUCUAACAUGGUCUAGCACAGCCUGUUUCUCCAACUCUGGUCCUGAAGAGCUAGGGUUGUGCAGGGUUUCAUUCCAGCUCUGCAGUACCACACCUGGUUUAAAUGCAAGGCUGUAAUGAAAGCCUUUACACCCAGAUGAAGAAUCCAAGUCUAACACAGAACUAGUGUUGAAAGAGACAAUAUUCCUCCAAAAUACUUGUAAUGGCAUUUUAUUUGAAACCUUUUUAAACAAUGCCCAUGACAGGGUAACUAUGAUUAAAAUUAUGUGAUGUUGGAAACACAGUGUCCGAAUGCACGUCAUUUAAUCCUUUAACUGUUUAUUGCAAACUUGUUUUUUAUAAUAUGUGCAUUUUAAGUGAUUCAUUCUGUUUUGGUGACACCAUCUUUUACGUGCUGUCAAAAUGUCACCUCUUGUGUUUAUGCGUACCACACACAUGCCACAACUCCCUUCAGCACUUUUUACAAAUAUAUUUUAGAAUUUUUUUUACUGUUACAGUUUGGCGUAGUGUUCAUAGUGGUUAUGGCUGUCCUCUGUGUGUGUGUGUGUGUGCAGAUGAACGAUGGGCCGUUGUGUAAGUGCAGUGCCAAGUCCAGACGCACAGGGAUACGCCACAGCAUCUACCCUGGAGAGGAGGUACACACACACACAACCUACUCUACUCUCCCCUCUCUUCUGAAAUGUCUUGCAUUGAUUCACAUUAAAAUACUAUUGUAUGGUUAUGCUACAGACUAUUGAACAUAGUCUUUGUACUAUCUCUCUCCAGUCGGUGAAGGAAUGUCGUCCGAUGAACAACAACUCUGGGAAGCUCUACCACUAUAGAAUCACUGUGUCUCCACCUACUAACUUCCUGGUAUGAAUACAUCUGUCUCUCUCUCCCUCUUGAUCCCUCUCACAGUUCUGAUGAGUUUUCUUUCCUGAACACAUGACCUUACCUUGAGUUUGUAGUUUGUCCUGGUAAGGUGACAUGGUCAGGACAAGAUGUUAGGCCCUAGAUGGACCUAAAACCAUGGCCAUAGGAAUUCUCUUAACUUUACAUCAGACUUCAUUCUGACAUUUCCGGUAUGUAUGUGUGUGUUGUUCGCAGACGGACAGGCCUACGGUGAUUGAGUACGAUGACCAUGAGUACCUGUUCGAAGGCUUCUCCCUCUUCUCCCACAUGCCUCUCACUAACGUAAGCAAUUUGCAAUGGAUCCAUCCUGUCGUUAUACCCUCCACUCCCUCUGAUCUCUCUCUCUCUCUAUGCCUGUUGUUUGAAAGUAUAUGCAUAGCUCAGCACAUAGCUCUACUGUUCCCUCUCCAUCCUCCCUCGUGUCCUCCAAUGGGACAACCUGUGCCACGUCAGCUGCGUGCGUGUGCUCCGUCCCUACAGUCAGGUUUAUAAAGCAAAGCACCCAUUAAUAAUUCAGAGCCAUCGACCAGUGUUUGGCUUUAAAAAAACAAUAACUUAAAAUCCGCCCUUUGCGUCGGUCCUUUCCUUUGUUCCAGAGUCAACCUCAGAAAAAGUUAGGUGUGUCCCAAAUGGUACCCUAUGGGCCCUGGUCAAAAGGAGUCCACUAUAUAGGGGAUAGGGUGCCAUCUGGGACACACACACUACGUUCCCUUCCAGCCACACUGCUGAUGGCGACCUAGUGAUUUAAGUCCUCUCCCUCCCUCUCUACUUUUAAAGGCCCGUCAGUAAAUGUCAAAUAUUAGAGGUUGGGACUUGAAAGGCCUCAUACGUAUCGACAGAGGAUCCCUCUUUAGCAGAGGUUUUCAAAAUUGAGGCGUGCCACCCCAGGGCGGCGUCAGAGAGUUUCAGGGGAGGCUUGAAAGGCAAGCCCAGUCCAACUGUUUUAGGUCCUCUCAUAUACAUUUUUGUCCCAAAAUCGAUGGCAUGCAAAGCCUAGCUGAAUAAGGCAGAGAAGGAGAGUUGUGUGUUUGUAAAAUGAAGCGAAAUGCACAUAUUUGGUCAGUUAUUCCAAUUUGAAAACGAUUUGGCGAGAAUUAAACCCAGAUUACCGCGGGAUAAUUUAAACAACCCCUUGAAAAACCUUGCAUUACAGAGGGUGCGGGGAUUAGAGACUCCAGAACGCAGCGAGAUUAGCCCCUGCUAGUUAGCUAGAGGGGUGGGCACCACUGCAUGAUGUACGGUGGGCCAGGUUAAUCAUCCAAAAUGGACUCUCGUUCCGACACAAAGAGCAUGUAACUGGGAGGUUAAACACGGAAGAGCAGGCUUAUCUCCUUAGAGAUUGGAGUCACUUAAUGUUGAAAAGCCCUGGGUAAAGAGAGACCGCUUGUGUGUUUUUGGUGUGGGUUGUGUGUGUUCGGUAUUUGUGGGUUGUGUUUUUUGCAGUGUGUUUGUGUUUGGUGUCCGGUGUGUGCACAUUUAUGUGUGCGUGUGGUUUUUUGGGCUGCAGCCACUGCUUAUGGAGAUGAGGUUUUAAUGAGUUUCCUUGAAAAGCUGUAACCUCUGUCUAACACCAUGGUAAUGAGUGUUCCUCUACUCUCUUCUUCCCUCGCGCCCCCCCACCCCCCCACCUUCUCUUUCAUCAUCCCAGAUUCCAUUGUGCAGAGUGAUUCGUUUCAACAUAGAUUACACCAUUCACUUUAUUGAAGAGAUGACACCAGAGGUCAGUAAAGCCCCACUUUCUCUCUCCUCUCUCUAUCUCAAUUCAAAGGGCUUUAUUGGCAUUGCCAAAGCAAGUGAAAUAGAUAAUAAACAUAAGUGAAAUAAACAAUACAAAAAUUCACAGUUAACGUUACACACAAAAGUUCCAAAGGAAUAGAGACAUUUCAAAUGUCAUAUGGCUAUAUGCAGUUUUGUAACGAUGUGCAAAUAGUUAAAGUACAAAAGGGAAAAUAAAUACAUAUAAAUAUGGUGUUUGUUCUUCGUUGUUUGCCCUUUUCUUGUUGCAACAGGUCACAAAUCUUGCUGCUGUGAUGGCACACUUUGUUAUUUCACCCUAUAGAUAUGGGAAUUUAUCAAAAUUGGAUUUGUUUUCUAAUUAUUUGGGGUCUCUGUCUCGCUCUCUCCUCUGUAAUUGGAGUUAAAAGGUUGUUGUUCUUCAGGUUAUCUCCCCCCCCCAGUCUUUUGUUCUCCAAACGGUCAUCUCUCUCUCUCUGUGAAAACACCCAAGGCUGUAAAGAAGUAGAGGUUGUUUUUAACCUACACCAGCUGAAUGGGCUGAUAAGGAAGUGUUGUAAGCCAAAGUUUAGGGAACUGGAUUUGACUAUCAGGUUACAUAUUUCAGCAUUAAGAUGCUUGUGUGUGAGAGAGAGAGAGAGAGAGAGAGAGAGAGAGAGAGUGUGUUAACCCUUUGUUUCCCUAUGUCCUUGUUCAGAACUACUGUGUGAAAGGACUGGAGCUGUUCUCUUCCUACCUAUUCCAGGAUAUACUGGAGCUCUAUGACUGGAACCUCACAGGUGAACAAUACACCAUACAACCCACAAGUACAAGUACAAGUGCAUCAAAGCUGGGACUAAGAGACUGAAAAACAGCUUCUAUCUCCAGGCCAUCAGACUGUUAAAUAGUCACCACAAGCCAGCCUCCGCCCAGUACCCUGGCCUGAACGUAGUCACUGUUAUUAGCCGGCUACCACCUGGUACGCUACCCUUCACCUUAGAGACAGCUGCCCUAUGUACAUAUAGUCAUUGAACACUGGUCACUUUAAGCUUGGCACAUCUAGCCACUGGGAUCUUUGCCUGUUCUUCAAGGCAAAACUGCUCCAGCUCCUUCAAGUUGGAUGGGUUCCACAGGUGUACAGCAAUCUUUAGGCCAUUCCAAGACAUUUAUGUUUCCCCUUAAACCACUCGAGAGUUGCAUUAGCAGUAUGCUUAGGGUCAUUGUCCUGCUGGAAGGUGAACGUCCCAGUCUCAAAUCUCUGGAAGACUGAAACAGGUUUCCCUCAAGAAUUUCCAUCCAUCAUUCCUUCAAUUCUGACCAGUUUCCCAGUCCCUGCCGAAGGAAAAACAUCCACACAGCCUGAUGCUGCCACCACCAUGCUUCACUGUGGGGAUGGUGUUCUCGGGGUGAUGAGAGGUGUUGGGUUUGUGCCAGACAUUGUGUUUUCCUUGAUGGCCAAAAAGCUCAAUUUCAGUCUCAUCUGACCAGAGUACCUUCUUCCAUAUGUUUGGGGAGUCUCCCACAUGGCUUUUGGCGUACACCAAACGUGUUAGCUUAUUUUUUUCUUUAAGCAAUGGCUUUUUUUCUGGCCACUCUUCCGUAAAGCCCAGCUAUGUGGAGUGUACGGCUUAAAGUGGUCCUAUGGACAGAUACUCCAAUCUCCACUGUGGAGCUUUGCAGCUCCUUCAGGGUUAUAUUUGGUAUCUUUAUUGCCUCUCUGAUUAAUGCCCUCCUUGCCUGGUCUGUGAGUUUUGGUGGGCGGCCCACUCUUGGCAGGUUUGUUGUGGUGUCAUAUUCUUUCCAUUUUUUAAAAUGGAUUUAAUGGUGCUCCAUGGGAUGUUCAAAGUUUUGGAUAUUUUUUUUAUAACCCAACUCUGAUCUGUACUUCUCCACAACUUUGUCCCUGACCUGUUUGGAGAGUUCCUUGGUCUUCGUGGUGCCCCUUGCUUAGUGGUGUUGCAGACUCUGGGGCCUUUCAGAACAGGGAAACAAGUAUUUGAUCCCCUGCUGAUUUUGUACGUUUGCCCACUGACAAAGAAAUGAUCAGUCUAUAAUUAUGAUGGUAGGUUUAUUUGAAUAGUGAGAGACAAAAUAACAACAAAACAAUCCAGAAAUACGCAUGUCAAAAAUGUUAUGAAUUGAUUUGCAUUUUAAUGAGGGAAAUAAGUAUGACCCCUCUGCAAAACAUGACUUAGUACUUGGUGGCAAAACCCUUGUUGGCAAUCAGAGGUCAGACGUUUCUAGUAGGCGGCCACCAGGUUUGCACACAUCUCAGGAGGGAUUUUGUUCCACUCCUCUUUGCAGAUCUUCUCCAAGUCAUUAAGGUUUCGAGGCUGACGUUUGGCAACUCGAACCUUCAGCUCCCUCUACUGUAUGUGUGUGUGUGUGUGUAUAUAUAUAUAUAUAUAUAUAUAUAUAUAUAUAUAUAUAUAUAUAUAUAUAUAUAUAUAUAUACACAAACACAGUACCAGUCAAAAGUUUGGACACACCUACUCAUUCAAGGGUUUUUCUUUAUUUGUACUCCUUUUUACAUUGUAAAGUAAUAGUGAAGACAUCACAACUAUGAAAUGACACACAUGGAAUCAUGUAAUAACCAAAAAAGUGUUAAACAUAUUUUAUAUUUGAGAUUCUUCAAAUAGCCUCCCUUUGCCUUGAUGACAGCUUUGCAGACUCUUGGCAUUCUCUCAGCCAGAUUCAUGAAGUAGUCACCUGGAAUGCAUUUCAAUUAACAGUUGUGCCUUAAUUUGUGGAAUUUCUUUCCUUCUUAAUGCGUUUGAGCCAAUCUGUUGUGUUGAGACAAGGUAGGGGGGUAUACAGAAGAUAGCCCUAUUUGGUAAAAGACUAUGUCCAUAUUAUGGCAAGACCAGCUCAAAUAAGCAAAGACAAACAACAGUCCAUCAUUACUUUAAGACAUGAAGGUCAGUCAAUAUGGAGCAUUUCAAGAACCUUGAAAGUUCCUUCAAGUGCAGUCUCAAAAACCAUCUAGCGCUAUGAUAAAACUGGCUCUCAUGAGGACCACCACAGGAAAGGAAGACCCAGAGUUACCUCUGCUGCAGAGGAUAAGUUAAUUAGAGUUUCCAGCCUCAGAAAUUGUAGCCCAAAUAAAUGCUUCAGAGUUCAAUUCACAGACACAUCUCAACAUCAACUGUUCAGAGGAGACUGCUUCAAUCAAGCCUUAAUGGUCGAAUUGCUGCAAAGAAACCAAUACUAAAGGACACCAAUAAGAAGAGACCUGCUUGGGCCAAGAAACACGAGCAAUGGACAUUAGACCGGUGGAAAUUUGUCCUUUGGUCUGGAGUCCAAAUUCGAGAUUUCAUAUUCCCUAUUGGAGAUUUUUGGUUCCAACCGCAGGGUUUUUGUGAGACGCGGUGUGGGUGAACGGAUCAUCUCUUAAUGUUUAGUUCACACCGUAAAGCAUGGAGGAGGAGGUGGUGUUAUGGUGUGGGGGUGCUUUGCUGGUGACACUUCCUGUGAUUUAUUUAGAAUUCAAGGCACACCACAGGAUUCUGCAGCGAUACGCCAAUCCAUCUGGUUUGAGCUUAGUGGGACUAUCAUUUGUUUUUCAACAGGACAAUGACCUAACACACCUCCAGGCUGUGUAAGGGUGUUUUACCAAGAAGGAGAGAGAUUGGGUGCUGCAUCAGAUGACCUGGCCUCCUCAAUCCCCCGACCUCAACCCAAUUUAGAUGGUUUGGGAUGAGUCGGAUUGCAGAGUGAAGGAAAUGCAGCCAACAAAUGCUCAGCAUAUGUGGGAACUCCUUCAAGACUGUUGGAAAUGCAUUCCAGGUGAAGCUGGUUGAGAGAAUGCCAAGAGUGUGCAAUGCUGUCAUCAAGGCAAAGGGUGGCUAUUUGAAGAAUCUAAAAUCUAAAAUAUAUUUUGAUUUUCUUUUAACACUUUUUUUGGUUACUUCAUGAUUCCGUAUGUGUUAUAGUUUUAAUGUCUUUACUAUUUUCUACAUUGUAGAAUAAUAGUGAAGGAAAACCCUUGAAUGAGUAGGAGUGUCCAAACCUUUGACUGGUACUGUAUAUACAUAAUGUGUGUAUACAUACAUAUCAUGCUGAAACAGGAAAGGGCCUUCUCCAAACUGUUGCCACAAAGUUGGAAACACAGAAUCGUCUAGAAUGUCAGCGUAUGCUGUAGCGUUAAGAUUUCCCUUCACUGGAACUAAGGGGCCUAGCCAGAACCAUGAAAAACAGCCACAGACCAUUAUUCCUCCUCCACUUAACGUGACAGUUGGCACUAUGCAUUCGGGCAGGUAGCAUUAUCCUGCCAUCCACCAAACCCAGAUUAGUUUGUCAGACUGCCAAAUGUUGAGUCGUGAUUUAUCACUCCAGAGAACGUGUUUUCGCUGCUCCAGAGUCCAAUGGUGGCUAGCUUUACACCACUCCAGCCGACACUUGGCAUUGCGUAUGGUGAUCUUAGUCUUAUGUGCAACUGCAUGGCCAUGGAAACCCAUUGUAUGACACUCCCAACAAGCAGUUAUUGUGCUGAUGUUACUUCCAGAGGCAGUUUGGAACUAGGUAGUGUCUUGCAACCGAGGACAGAAGAUUUUUACUCGCUACACACUUCAGCACUCGGCGAACCCGUUCUGUGAGCUUGUGUGGCCUACCAAUUCAAGGCUGAGCUGUUGUUGCUCCUAGACAUUUCCUCUUCACAUUAACAGCACUUACAGGUGGCCGGGGCAGCUCUAGCAGGACAUAAAUAUUUGUCUAUGGAGAUUGCAUGGCUGUUUGCUCGAUUUUUUUACACCUGUCAGCAAAGGUUGUGGCUGAAUUAGCCAAAGGGGGGUGUCCACAUACUUUUGUGUAUAUAUAUUCCGGACUCUGACAUUGCUCAUUCUGAUAUUUCUUUAUACAUUUUUUUGGGAAUUGUGUGUAUUGUUAGGAAUACUGUACUGUUGGAGCUAGAAACAUAAUCAUUUUGCUGCACCUGCGAUAACAUCUUCAAAAUAUGUGUACACGACCAAUCAAAUUUGAUUUUGAGACUAAAGGUGUAUUUUCAGUAUCUUUGUUGUUUCCCCACACAGCUCCCGAGUGGGACAACCAAUCUCCUGGAUGUCAGAAGUUCCACUUCAUGCCUCGAUUUGUUCGCUUCUUACCUGGUGAGACUGUCCCCUCUUCAGAAAACUGUCUCUCUGCUGGAGAAUGUUGGUACUGCAUGCUGUUUGUUUGUUGUAUGUGCUUUGUGUUCAUGAGUGUGUGUGCGCAUAUGAGUUGUCCUCUUAGAUGGAAAAUCCAAUUUUAGAAAUGCACUCUGUCCACGUGAACAUUUUGUAAUUGGAGGUCAGUCAAUUUUGCAUGAGUGUCUAAACCUGAGUGUGUUCUCUGUGUGUCUGUUUCUUUGUCGGUCUCUGUCUGUCGGUCUUGUUUCUCUGUGUGUAUGGGUUUCUGAAUGUGUGUUUGUCUGUUUCUGUCUGUGUAUCUCACGAUCUCUGUGUUUGUCCCUCUCUGUCAGAUGGUGGUAAGGAGGUGCUGUCCAUGCACCAGGUGCUCCUCUACCUCCUGCGGAGCUCCAAGCCUCUGGUCCCUGAGGAGGAGAUAGCUGACAUGCUGCAGUGGGAGGAACUGAAGUGGCAGAAGUACGCAGAGGAGUGCAAGGGCAUGAUCGUCACCAACCCUGGCAUGGUGAGAGAGGACAAGAGCACUGUCAUGGACUGUAUUCAAAAUGGUACCUUAUUCCAUAUAGUGCACCAAGGCCCAUAGGGUGUGUGCCUGUGAUUGACAGAGUGCUAGAUUGGCAGGGGUUGCAUGUAUUCCAUGAAUUCAGAUGCUAUUUUUGUAACAUAAUAACACUGUACUUACCAAAGUCUGAUAGGAUCUGAGGCUGUAUGUGUCAAGCGUCUCCGAGUAGGAGUGCUGAUGUAGGAUCAGUUUAGCUUUUUAGACCAUAAUGAAUAAGAUUUCUAUGGACAGAUCCUAGAUCUGAGACACUUGAUCCAUAUGUUCCCUGGUCUCAUAGUCUUUGUUGUUGUUGUUGUUUCAGAAGCCUAGCUCUGUGCGUAUUGACCAGCUGGACAGAGAGCAGUUCAAUCCAGAGGUCAUUACCUUCCCCAUCAUCGUCCACUUCGGGAUCCGGCCCGCCCAGCUCAGCUACGCCGGGGACCCCCAGUAAGAUCCUCCCUGUAACCCUCAAACCCCAACCCCGUCACCUCUUUACCACCCAGGAUCUGUACUCCUCCCUCUUCCCACCACCUACGCCAGAGACCCCCCGUAAGACCCCUACCACACAGGACCUAUACUAUACUCCCCCCUGCCUCUCAUCCUCCCCGCGUCCUCCCUCAAGACACACUCCUUUCUCUCCCUCCUCCGCCGUUCCCCACACUGCUUAUUCAAAGCAUCUCUCACAGGACGGCACUCUUCUGUGUUUGUUGAGAGGGAGAGAGAGGGGGGUAUGUUGGAGAGCGAGUGGGAGGGAAAGAGUGGCGUGACAUUUUCUCACAGGUCCUAAGGUCCCGCCGGGCACUGUCGCCGUAGGAACGGCACUGUCUGUCUCGUGAAUAGUAAUGACGCACACACAGAGGAGUAGAGGGAAUACUGUACUGUGCCUGUGCAUAAUUACCAAAAGCAUACUGUAUAUUAAAUUAACCUCUGCUAUCGUCUCUGAGGUGUAGAGAAAGCAACAAUAACAAAAACAAAGCGCCAAUCAAAAGUGAAACUCUUCGACUAGUUUUUCUUUGUUGUCUGUUAUCUGUAUCCUGUGACAGGAUUCCUGUCAGAUACUUUAAGGAGAUUAGGGGCCCAUCUGGAAUGGCACCCUAUUCCCUUUAUAGUGCACUACUUUUGAUCAGAGCCCUGGUCAAAAGUAGUGAACUUUGAAGGGAAUAGAUGCUGAUGAGGGAUAGAAGGCUUUAUAGGUAAACAUGAGAGAUCUCGUUAUGAAUCCCCACCAUUAGUUUGUUUCUGCUCAGGUCUUUGUCAUGUGAGUGAGGUUAGUCGCCUUUCAUAUUGUUAGGGAUGUCCGACCUUCCGUCUGUCUCCUUGCUCUCUCGCUGCGGUCACACACACUCACACGUACAUACACACACUCCCUGCAAACCUGAGAGCUGCAGACGAUAAUUUAUGGGCAGACGGGGACAUCAUUAACGACAGGCCACAGACGUGGAAAUGCAAUAAGAGAGAGAGCACCGGAACAUUCCGCCGCCAUAAUGAUGCGGGCAGAGAGGGCAGAGUUGGCUUUAAUUGCAUUGAUGGGAAUGCCACAGAGAGGGGAGGGAGUGGGGGAGAGCGGGAGAGAGAGGACACGGACACGGCUGCAUACGAUAAGCUGUCCCUUCCUGUUUCCUUGCCUUAGAAAAUAAUGUUUAGGGUUGUUCUAACCUCAGUAUCUCUAUAGAGGGCCAUUGAGAUGGAGGAAUAGAGAGAUGGAGGGAGAGAGAGGAAAGAAAGAAAAAGAGAGGAGUUAGAAGCAGAAGGUGGUGAACGAGUGUAAAAGAGAGCGACGGCAGGCAUGCAGCAUAUGGUAAUGAAAGAGUUUGUGGUAGACACACAUACCAGCCUGUGGCACCCUGAGAGAACAGAGUGAAUCUUCUGAAAGGUCAUGUGAGCGUGUUGGGGAGGGAGGCCUCCCAGGCUGCAGCUUCACCCUGCUGUCAUCUUCUCUGCCACGGCCCCCGGCUGCCGACCGUACAAAUACACGCCGUUAGGCCAGCGGUGAGCCGUCUCUGCCUCAGUCUCUCUCCACACCGUUCACUAAUGAAGUCCCCGUAUUAAAACUCUCUAAUUAUAAUUUCCUUAAUCUCCAGUCCUCUCUCUCUCUCUACCGCAUGUUUCUCUCUGUCUCUCCCCCUCUCCCUGUCCAGCCGGCCGCCACUCAUAUAAUUGAAUAACUUCGGCUAUAAAUGAGGAAAGAGCCUUAAUGGAGAGAAGCGGUCAGAGACGGGCAGAGUCACAGAGACAGUCUCCCUCAGUCUAUCAUUACUAGAGUCAGGCCGUCUGAGGAGUUUUUCAAUAGUCCAUCAUUAUCACCUUGCCCACAACGAUUUCCUUUUCAAAAGCAAAUGAAGACCAAAACCUAAUAUAAUAGAUUGUUAUUGGGGCAUGUAGAGAGAUUUCCCUUCUCUUGUCACACACAUACAGUACCAGUCAAACGUUUUGAUACACCUGCUCAAUCAAGGGUUUUCUUUCUUUAUUUUUUACUAUUUUCUACAUUGUAGAAUAAUAAUGAAGACUUCACAACUAUGAAAUACACAUAUGGAGUCAUGUAGUAACCAAAAAAGUGUUAAACAAAUCAAAAUAUAUUUUAUAUUUGAGAUUCUUGAAAGUAGCCACCCUUUGCCUUGAUGACAGCUUUGUACACUCUUGGCAUUCUCUCAACCAGCUUCAUGAAGAAUGCUUUUCCAACAGUCUUGAAGGAGUUCCCACAUAUGCUGAACACUUGUUGGCUGCUUUUCAUUCCUAAACCAUCUCAAUUGGGUUGAGGUCGGGUGAUUGUGGAGGCCAGGUCAUCUGAUGCAGCACUACAUCACUCUCCUUGGUAAAAUAGCCCUUACACAGCCUGGAGGUGUGUUGGGUCAUUGUCCUGUUGAAAAAUAAAUUGUUGUCCCACUAAGCGCAAACCAGAUGGAAUGGCGUAUCGCUGCAGAUUGCUGUGGUAGCCAUGUUGGUUAAGUGUGCCUUGAAUUCUAAAUAAAUCACCUACAGUGUCACCAGCAAAGCACCAUCACACCUCCUGCUCCAUGCUUCACGGUGGAAACCACACAUGCGGAGUUAAUCCGUUCACCUACUCUGCGUCUCACAAAGACACACAGCGGUUGGAACCAAAAAUCUCAAAUUUGGACUCAUCAGACCAAAGGACAGAUUUCCACCAGUCUAAUGUACAUUGCUCGUGUUUCUUGGCCCAAGCAAGUCUAUUCUUCUUAUUGGUGUCCUUUAGUAGUGGUGUUUUGCAGCAAUUCGACCAUCAAGGCCUGAUUCACACAGUCUCCUCUGAACAGUUGAUGUUGAGAUGUGUCUGUUAGUUGAACUCUGAAGCAUUUAUUUGGGCUGCAAUCUGAGGUGCAGUUAACUCAAAUGAACUUAUCCUCUGCAGCAGAGGUAACUCUGGGUCUUACUUUCCUGUGGCGGUCCUCAUGAGAGCCAGUUUUAUCAUAGCUCUAGAUGGUUUUUGCGACAGCACUUGAAGAAACUUUCAAAGUUCUGCAUUGACUGACCUUCAUGUCUUAAAGUAAUGAUGGACUGUCGUUUCUCUUUGCUUAUUUGAGCUGUUGCCAUAAUAUGGACUUGGUCUUUUACCAAAUAGGGCUAUCUUCUGUAUACCACCCCUACCUUGUCACAACACAACUGAUUGGCUCAAACGCAUUAAGAAGGAAAGAAAUUCCACAAAUUAACUUUUAAGAAGGCACACCUGUUAAUUGAAAUGCAUUCCAGGUGACUACCUCAUUAAUCUGGUUGAGAGAAUGCCAAGAGUGUGCAAAGCUGUCAUCAAGGCAAAGGGAGGCUACUUUGAAGAAUGUCAAAUAUAAAAUACAUUUUGAAUUGUUUAACACUUAUUUGGUUACUGUGUUAUUUCAUAGUUUUGAUGUCUUCACUAUUAUUCUACAUUGUAGAAAAUAGUGAAAAUAAAGAAAAAACAUUGAAUGAGUAGGUGUCCAAACUUUUGACUGGUAAUGUAUAUAAAUGUGGUAUAACUGCAGCGCUUUACAGAAGAGUGAAUAGUGAGUGAACUAGUGUUACAACAACCAACCAGCGCUUAUAGACUAUUUUAUCUCUGCUGCCUGGGUGGGUGAAGGCGGCCUCACCGACCUCUAUGGUCUGAAACAGCAGACGUACUGAAGAGCCAUUCCAGUCCACAACACACACACACAGAGCAGACUCAUGGAGUAAUGCCUGGAAGCUACUGUUAAAUUAUGUUUAAUAAUGGUCAGUGCCAUUUUAAAUAUUGAUGUGCUGUUCUGAGAGCAUCAGCUUGACUUCUGCUUUUCCCCCUCCCUCUCUCCUUCUCUCUCCCACCCAGGUACCAGAAGCUGUGGAAGAGCUAUGUGAAACUACGCCACCUGCUGGCUAACAGCCCCAAGGUCAAGCAGAUAGACAAGCAGAAACUAACACAGAGGGAGGUGGGUACCACACACUACUGUACAUCUCCCUGGCCUCAUUAUAAUUAAGUAUGACACAUGCCAGCUUCAUACAAUUGUAAUUUCACAGGAGCGUGAAGCUGAACAUGUACUAGUGUAAUUACUAGAACCAUCUAACAUCAGAUUGUAGCCGUGUGCUGCAGUGCUGAUGCCCCAUUCACUGUAUGUGUCCCAAAUGGCAAACCUAUUCCCUAAAUAUUGCACUACUUUUGACCAGAACCAUAUGGGCCCUUGUGUAAUGUAGUGCACUGUGUAGGGAAUAGGUUGCCGUUAAUGCUGCAACCACUGUCUAUAGCUUCUUUUCAUCUAUAGUGGGGAAAAAAUAUAUUUAGUCAGCCACCAAUUGUGCAAGUUCUCCCACUUAAAAAGAUGAGAGAGGCCUGUAAUUUUCAUCAUAGGUACACGUCAACUAUGACAGACAAAUUGAGAAGAAAACAUCCAGAAAAUAACAUUGUAGGAUUUUUAAUGAAUUUAUUUGCAAAUUAUGGUGGAAAAUAAGUAUUUGGUCACCUACAAACAAGCAAGAUUUCUGGCUCUCACAGACCUGUAACUUCUUCUUUAAAAGGCUCCUCUGUCCUCCACUCGUUACCUGUAUUAAUGGCACCUGUUUGAACUUGUUAUCAGUAUGAAAGACACCUGUCCACAACCUCAAACAGUCACACUCCAAACUCCACUAUGGCCAAGACCAAAGAGCUGUCAAAGGACACCAGAAACAAAAUUGUAGACCUGCACCAGGCUGGGAAGACUGAAUCUGCAAUAGGUAAGCAGCUUGGUUUGAAGAAAUCAACUGUGGGAGCAAUUAUUAGGAAAUGGAAGACAUACAAGACCACUGAUAAUCUCCCUCGAUCUGGGGCUCCACGCAAGAUCUCACCCCGUGGGGUCAAAAUGAUCACAAGAACGGUGAGCAAAAAUCCCAGAACCACACAGGGGGACCUAGUGAAUGACCUGCAGAGAGCUGGGACCAAAGUAACAAAGCCUACCAUCAGUAACACACUCCCCCUGCUUAAGCCAGUACAUGUCCAGGCCCGUCUGAAGUUUGCUAGAGUGCAUUUGGAUGAUCCAGAAGAGGAUUGUGAGAAUGUCAUAUGGUCAGAUGAAACCAAAAUAGAACUCUCGUUGUGUUUGGAGGACAAAGAAUGCUGAGUUGCAUCCAAAGAACACCAUACCUACUGUGAAGCAUGGGGGUGGAAACAUCAUGCUUUGGGGCUGUUUUUCUGCAAAGGGACCAGGACGACUGAUCCGUGUAAAGGAAAGAAUGAAUGGGGCAAUGUAUCUUGAGAUUCUGAGUGAAAACCUCCUUCCAUCAGCAAGGGCAUUGAAGAUGAAACGUGGCUGGGUCUUUCAGCAUGACAAUGAUCCCAAACACACCGCCCAGGCAACGAAGGAGUGGGUUCGUAAGAAGCAUUUCAAGGUCCUGGAGUGGCCUAGCCAGUCUCCAGAUCUCAACCCCAUAGAAAAUAUUUGGAGGGAGUUGAAAGUUCGUGUUGCCCAGCGACAGCCCCAAAACAUCACUGCUCUAGAGGAGAUCUGCAUGGAGGAAUGGGCCAAAAUACCAGCAACAGUGUGUGAAAACCUUGUGAAGACUUACAGAAAACGUUUGACCUGUGUCAUUGCCAUCAAAGUGUAUAUAACAAAGUAUUGAGAAACUUUUGUUAUUGACCAAAUACUUAUUUUACACCAUAAUUUGCAAAUAAAUUCAUUACAAAUCCUACAAUGUGAUUUUCUGGAUUUUCUUUUCUCAUUUUGUCUGUCAUAGUUGACGUGUACCUAUAAUGAAAAUUACAGGCCUCUCAUAUUUUUAAGUGGGAGAACUUGCACAAUUUGGUGGCUGACUAAAUACUUUUUUUCUCCACUGUAUAUUUAUUUUCUCUGCUUGCUCCUAUUGCCUUUGUUGAGCUUAUGUUUUGUUUUUGUUCUUUUCUGCAGUAGCUGCUGUCGAGGCUGUUGUAGCUCCAGCUCAGACUGUGUGUGUGCGUGUCUGUGUCUUAAGCGCACAGUCAAUUAGCCUGUUUCCCAGGUAGCACUGGCUAGGGGCUCCGGCAGCGUCACAUACAGUUACUGGUAUUCCCACUGUCAACCUAUAUACACACACGCGCGCGCGCCAGGUCAUCACAGCUCCAAGGGUCUGCUAUGUCAGCGAGUCUUCACCCAGCCAUGACAAUACAGCAACACUCCUAUUUUCCCCAACCCCCUGGGAACGUCAUUAGGAGUGUGAGUUUCUGUGUGCGUUCGCGUAUCACUUGUUCAUCCACAGGCCUGGUAAACGUUCAUCUAUUCUUUUGUGCUGAAUAGUGUAAAAUGAACGCUGCGACCAAACCAGUGCCGUUAAAUUGGAGAAAGAUGCUUUUCAUCCCAUCAGAGAAGAGAAGUUGGUUGGUGCUCUUGUUCGGUGACUGACUGUAUGAUAGCUGUUGAUGGUUUUUGCGACCGCACUUGAAGAAACUUUCAAAGUUCUUGAAAUGUUCCGUAUUGACUGACCUUCUUGUCUUAAAGUAAUGAUGUACUGUAGUUUCUCUUUGCUUAUUUGAGCUGUUCUUGCCACAAUAUGGACUUGGUCUUUUACCAACUAGGGCUGUCUUCUUUGACUGGUAGUGUAGUUUAAAAAGUAAGAGUUUUUGAGAUUACUAAUGUUACAUUCCCCACUACAGUUCUUUUUAAAUAAUACUUUAAUACAUGGAAUUUUGUCCUUGAAACAUUUAAAUGAAAUACUGUAGAAUUCCAUUCAUUCCUAUGGAGGACUGCUCCUACUGGGGAGUGCCAAUAUGGACGACCGGGGGCUUCAAAGCCUCUCAAUGGCCAAUACAUAGCAUCAGCAAUCCAGGGUUUAAUGCAUAGCUUUAAUUUUUUCCCAUACGAGUAGGAGUAAAAUGUCUCUUAUCAGCACUUACGACCAAUGUUCUACACUGAGACACUGGAUACUGGCCCAGGGCUGUGUCCUAAAUGGCACCCUAUUCCCUAUAUACUGGUUAAAAGUCAUGCACUAUGUAGGAAAUAGGGACCAUAGUGCUCUGGUCAAAAGUAGUGCACUAUAUAGGGAAUAGGGUGCCAUUUGGGAGUUGAAUGUCUCUGGUGCAGACCUCACCUCUCCUCUGUGUUACCAGGUGUCUGCUCUGCUGCAGGGGUUGACACUGUGUACACUUUAGCCCUAGAACCAAAGAUUUAGGGUUUUCUCGACAACCCAAAUGUGUGUGCAGUGCAUGUGUCUGCACUGUGUGUGUUGGAGCCAAAGCUAGCUGCAGGUCCUUAUAGACAGCCUGAUGCCUCUGGGCACGCCUCUCUCGCACACGCAACACACACACACAAAACGCACACACACACAACGUCAGCUGCCAUGCUGCCCCAUUGCAAUGCCUCAAUUAGCCAGGCCUAGUGGAGCUGUCUCUUGCUUCCACUUUUAUUGUGUCUGUCAUGAGAUGCGGGGGGUUGGAUCACUACCUGGAGAGAGGGGAGGAAGGAAGGAAAAGAAAGCUGUGUGUGCGUUCUGUAUACCCGUUUGUGUGUGUGUGUGUCGGUGUUAGAUUUGCGUCUCUCUCUCUCUCUCUGUUCUUGUAUCUUUAACUAUUUAUGGUGUAAUCUCCCAUGGGCGUAUUCUGCGAGUAGACCGGAGAAUCUGCUGGGACUGAACGGGAUGCGUGAGAUAAUGAGUAGCAUUAGUUCUGAUUUUCAUGACUGGUUAUUUGGAUGUAUCAGGAUUGGGCGAAGGCAGUGCUUAAACUACUUUUUCUCUAGUGUUUUGCGCGUGUCCCCACACUGAGAGGAAGAGAGUUUAUUUUUGUGAGGGUGGAGACUUCAUUUUUGCUCUCAAAGUAUGAACUCAAGUUAAUCACGCAGCUGACCAAAUUACCCAAUAUUUGACUUCUGGGUUAACAGACAUUGUGUGGUGGAAAGAUGGUUGGAUCAAUAAUGUAUGUGUGUUUGUCAGGAGGCUCCUAUCAGACACACACACACACACACACACACACACCAGGCUUAAUAAUGUGCGGGUGUUGUUUUAUCAGGAAGCCCUUCAGAAGAUCCGCCAGAAGAACACCAUGCGCCGGGAGGUGACUGUGGAGCUCAGCAGCCAGGGCUUCUGGAAGACUGGCAUCCGUUCUGACGUCUGUCAGGUAGGCAGGAGAGACGCUUUGCUGCCACACACACGCUAUACACUCCGAGACGCAGCAAACCUAUGCACAGAUCCACGCUCAAAUGCAAUAAAAUGCACACGCACAGAUGCACGCACAUAGAUACACAAGUAUGCACACACUCACAGAUACACACCCUACCACCUGUGGUUUUUCUACCAUCAUACCAUAACGUCAGCCACUCAUAGCAAACAAAGACACAUUGCCAGCAGUUUCUUGGCCGGUAGCUAGAGCCUACCACUGACGGCAUAUGAGCACUCGCUUUCUCACAAACACACACACACCUGCCCCCACACAGACACAAUCCUACACCGCCCCCCCAUCUCCUACUGAGGACUCAGUGAGUAAUAUGGUCUGGGAGUGGACCCAUGCUAAUGUUGUCUCAGCCACUCGGGCUGUAGCCUAAUUUGAGCGAGUCUGAUGGGUUGAGACACGGUCUUGCUUUGUUAAUUGGCUGGUUAACAAGGCCUUAGAGUGGUGUGGACGUGCACUGUGGGCGGUGGGUCGGCAGUCGAGGGCCAGGGGUGGGCUGACUGAUCAGCUCUGGGGCUGUGUGGGUUAGUGGUUAGCACAGAGAGAGCGAGAUAAAGACACACGGGGAGAGAGAGAGAAAGGGAUGGAGAGAGAGUGGAGAGAGAAAGAUGGCGCAGAGGAAAGGGAAAAAGAGAGCAAGCAAGCGAUGCAGCUCAUUUGACUGACCUGUAGGAACCACGGGCUCCCGCGGUAACACUAAUUAAAACAUGUAGCGCUGCCUGUCUUACGUGGUGGCGCAGGGUUAAUGGGUGUUCCACCCGCUACACAACGCUCCCCCCACUGUUCUCCUAGUACGGACUGAUGAGACUCCCGCUAAUGAUGGCUCAUAUUGGUUACUCUCUUUCUCUCACUUACUCGCGCAGUCUCUCCCUCGCCUCUCUCCCUCUUCUCUCUUUCUCGCUCCCUCACUCCUUCCUGUCUUUUGUUCUUUCUUUCUUUCUUUUUUAAACAUUUCCUUUUAUUUAUUACAAUUUAAAAUGUAUUUCUUUCUUUCUUUCAUUUCUUUGACACUGGCUAUGUUUCUGCAGAGGCAGGUUUCUUUCAGCUUGUUAAAAUAGAGGUCCUGAAUUUCCCCCACAACUCUAAUUUCUUCUCAUGGUGAAAAACAGUCACACUGAUUUGAAAUCUCCCUCUGUCGGAGCACCACUUAAUAAUGACUGGCUGAUUUGAUUUGACCAUGUUCUCUCUCCCUUCUCUCUUACUGUCUCUCUAUCUAUUCCUCUUGCUCUGUGUCUGUCUCUCUCUAUCUCUCUCCACCUCUCACUUCAUCCACCUCUCCUCUCUCUCCCUUUCCCCUUAUUUUUCCAUCUCUCAAUCUGUCUCACUCUCCCUCCCUCCAUCUCUCUCUCUGCAGCAUGCUAUGAUGUUGCCGGUGUUGACCCACCACAUCCGCUACCACCAGUGUCUGAAGCACCUGGAUGAGCUGAUUGGCUACGUCUUCAAGGAGCGCUGCCUGUUACAGGUGAGACGCACGAACACACACACACACACACACACACACACACACACACACACACACAACCAGUGUAGUCCCAUCAGGGCUGUAGCCUUCCAGAGCUCACAGCAUUAGCCUCAGCGCCUCAGUGCUGCCUCCAGCACUAUUGGAGAGCUGUCAUACAGAGACUGAUACAUUAGAAAUGAAUGUGUUGUAGUCAUGCUUAAAGAGAGGGGAUGGGCUGACGGUUGCCUCAUGUUAGCCUGUUAGCCUCUGUGUGUGUCUGUUUCUGUGUGUGUUACCCUGUGGUUAUAGCUGUCAACAGACUAGGCUUUUAUCAACCACAGCUAGGCUACACACACACAGCGCCUACACUGCUCAAAUUACACACAAACACAGCAUCAUGGUGGCCUACUAAUGUCAAUGGACACUGUGAUCAAACUGUGGGUGUUUUAUUAUGAAGGAGGAGCUUUGCGUAGGAGGGCCACGGGCACAUGCUGUUGACUACCACGGGGACUGAGGGGUUCCAGAUUUUACUGUGGCCAAACAACUUGCCCCUGCAACAGCUGGUUACACCAACACCACUGCUAUGUGCCUGCCUUAGCAAGGACACACAUACAGUGCAUUCGGAAAGUAUUCAGACCACUUUACUUUUUUCACAUUUUGUUACGUUAAAGCCUUAUUCUAAAAUUGAUUAAAUAAAUAAAAAUCCUCAUGAAUCUACACACCAUACCCCAUAAUGACAAAGCGAAAACAGCUUUUUAGACAUUUUUGCACAUUUAUAAAAAAUAAAAAAUAUUCAGACCCUUUGCUAUGAGACUCGAAAUUGAGCUCAGGUGCAUCCUGUUUCCAUUGAUCAUCCUUGAGAUGUUUCUACAACUUGAUUGGAGUCCACCUGUAGAAAAUUCAAUUGAUUGGACAUGAUUUGGAAAGGCACACACCUGUCUAUAUAAGGUCCUACCGUUGAUAGUACAUGUCUGUGAAAAAUCAAGCCAUGAGGUCGAAGGAAUUGUCUAUAGAGCUCCGAGACAGGAUUGUGUCGAGGAACAGAUCUGGGGAAGGGUACCAAAAAAUGUCUGCGGAAUUGAAGGUCCCCAAGAACACAGUGGCCUCCAUCAUUUUUAAGUGGAAGAAGUUUGGAACCACCAAGACUCUUCCUAGAGCUGGCCGCCCGGCCAAACUGAGCAAUUGGGUGAGAAGGACCUUGGGCAAGGAGGUGACCAAGAACCCGAUGGUCACUCUGACCGAGCUCCAGAGUUCCUCUGUGGAGAUGGGAGAACCUUCCAGAAGGACAACCAUUUCUGCAGUACUACACCAAUCAGGCCUUUAUGGUGGAGUGGCCAGACAGAAGCCACUCCUCAGUGAAAGGCACAUGACAGCCCUCUUGGAGUUUGCCAAAAGGCACGUAAAGGACUCUCCGACCAUGAGAAAGAAGAUUCUCUGGUCUGAUAAAACCAAGAUUUAGCUCUUUGGCCUGAAUGCCAAGAGUCACGCCUGGAGGAAACCUGGCACCAUCCUUACGGUGAAGCAUGGUGGUGGCAUCAUCAUGCUGCGGGGAUGUUUUUCAGCGGCAGGGAUUGGGAGACCAGUCAGGAGCAAGGGAAAGAUGAACGGAGCAAAGUACAGAGAUCCUUGAUGAAAACCUGCUCCAGAGCAGGGGGCGAAGGUUCACCUUCCAACAGGACAACGACCCUAAGCACACAGCCAAGACAACGCAGGAGUGGCUUCGGGACAAGUCUCUGAAUGUCCUUGAGUGGCUCAGCCAGAGCCUGGACUUGAACCCGGUCGAACAUCUCUGGAGAGACCUGAAAAUAGCUGUGCAGCGACGCUCCCCAUCCUACCUGACAGAGCUUGAGAGGAUCUGCAGGUGUGCCAAGCUUGACGCGUCAUAGCCAAGAAGACUUGAGGCUUUAAUCGCUGCCAUAGGUGCUUCAACAAAGUACCGAGUAAAGGGUCUGAAUACUUAUGUAAAUAAAAAACAAUUUAAUACAUUUUAGAAUUAGGCUGUACCUUAACACAAUGUGGAAAAAGUCAGUGUCUGAAUAUUUUUCAAUACACUGUACACACACACACAUACAGCCAGUGUAGUCCCAUCAGGGCUGUAGCCUUCCAGAGCUCACAGCAUUAGCCUCAGCGCCUCAGUGCUGCCUCCAGCACUAUUGGAGAGCUGUCAUACAGAGACUGAUACAUUAGAAAUUAAUGUGUUGUAUGCAUGCUUAAAGAGAGGGGAUGGGCUGAUGGUUGCCUCAUGAUCAUACACUCAAGGCACUCUUACCCUUUCAUAAACAGACAAAGAUCCCACUAAUUGACCAUGCCUGCUUCGUUUUACCUGCUUUUUGGUGAAAAGGAGUAGGGGGUAACAAACAUGGCUAAUUAAAAGACACCUAAUGACCUAGUCAUGAUUCCUGCAUUUUCACAGACCAUGUAACACCUCCCUAAUUUAGAUGUGUUUGUUCUUGUGCACGCUUGCAUUCAUGUGUUAACCUGCGGUAUUGUGCGUGUCUGUCUGUGAUUAUGUGUGUGUGAUAGGCAGUGGCCGUGUCUUUGUGUGGUAGUGAUGAUGGCCUGUCAUCAUUAUUGUUAAUUAGAAAGCCCUGGCUGAUGGUAGAGGCCUUACACUCACUCACUCACUCACUCAGACACACCACCAGUCCAUGUCCUGUAGUUUCCUCUAUCGUCCUGCAGGGGAGCUCUAGAUUACAACAUCCUUUUCGGUUAUAGAUGUAGUGACGGUUGGAGACAUGCAAGCAUCGUCGAUGAUCUCCUGCCUGCCCCCUUCUCUUCUGUUCUUUAAACCACCUCCUCCACCCCUCAGUUUCCUCACCCACCUCCCCCGUGCUCCUCCUCCCCGUCCCUACUCACCCUUCUCCCCUGACCUGUGCUGACAGGAACAGAGACUGCCUGAAGGGCCUCAAUUAUUCAACUGUACAACUCUACCACAGCCCCAUCUCAGAUGUUAUCUCACUCUGUGUGUGUUUGUGCCAAAGUGGAUCAUGUUUUCGUAUCUCUAAUUUCCAACAUAAUUAAUGGUCUAAAGUAGUGCACUAUAUAGGGAAUAUGAGGGGAUAGGGUGCCAUUUGAGAAACACUCAGACUUUCCUCCUGAGUUAUUAAAUCAAAUGUAUUUUUAAAGCCCUUUUUCCAUCAGCAGAUGUCACAAAGUGCUUAUACAGAAACCCAGCCUAAAACCCCAAAGAGCAAGCAAUGCAGAUGUAGAAGCACGGUGGCUAGGAAAAACUCCCUAGAAAGGCAGGAACUGAGGAAGAAACCUAGAGAGGAACCAGACUCUGAGGGGUGGCCAGUCCUCUUCUGCCUGUGCCGGGUGGAGAUUAUAAGAGAUCAUGGCCAUUAAGGCCAGGUCGUUCUUCAAGAUGUUCAAAUGUUCAUAGAAGACUAGCAGGGUCAUCUAUCAUGAUUACUCAUGUUUAGCCAAAGGCUGUUGAGGAGCCAAUAGACAAUGCAAUGAUCAGUAUAUCCAAAGCCCCAUAACUUCAUGCAAUCAUAAUUUUGACAGACUAGCAUCCUUUCCAGGGACCGGUUUUGCGAUAGCGAUGGAAUGUAGGCUUACGACUGUUUCUAAUAAUGCGUCUUUCCUACAACGGCCGAAGAUGUAACAUGCGUUUCCCAAAACACCACGCAGUGGGAACGGUCGCUAAGUGCGUAGUUGGAGCAUGAGUCGAUACGGAUAGGAUCGAAUGAAAGGGUAUGCUGCUCUCGGAUCAGCUUUCUCUGUUCAAAUCUAUCCUUAACAUUAUAAUUAUUUCACAAUACUGACGAUGGAUUAGCUCCUAAAGAGAUAUUACCACCUACGGCUGCAAAUAUUGAGGCAUGCGUAUUCUAAUGCUUACCCAAUACAAAUGCUCUAAAUUACCGAUUUGGAACAUAAUUGCGCACGUUAGGCUACACAGCAUGAAAUAUACUGAGACAAAUUACAGACCGUAGCCUACAAAUAGCAUAAUAGAACUCAAUUGAUUGAACAUGAAAUGUAUUUCAAUAUGAUUUGAAAUAGGCCUAUAGCUUACUGUUUAUCUUAAUGCAGUCAUCUCGGUUUUCAUUUGAAGCAUAUUUUUAUACAGUGCUUGUUUGUAUCAGUGGCAAAGGCAGUGCAACUUUGUAUUUGUAGUCAACUUUGUUCUGAAGUUAUGGUCACAGAGAGACGGAUAACCCACGAAGGUUAGCAGAGAUCUUCUGUGUAUAAAGUGACGUGGGAGGGCAAAAAAAGCAUCUAACACUUAGCUGUUCUGAGCGCUUUCAAGUGUAACGUUAAUAACUCUGUGAAGGAGGACUAAGUGUAUUGUCUUUGUCACUCUAUGGCUGCAUCCCAAAAGGCACAAUUUUCUCUGUACAGUGCACUUCUUUUGACCAGGGCUCAUAAGUGCCAUUCGGGACACAGCCGAUGUGUCUGACAUUUCUCUGUUUGCACAACAGGGAUAAUUUAGAAUUCCAAGUAUUUUUGUGUCAACCUUUCAGACAAGAGGACAGAGUUGUGCUAGACUUCUACUUGUACAAUGUCAAAUAGUUCUGAAAACUGUUGAAUGCAGUUCUGUUUCUUUUAGUUACAGCAAAAAAUAAUUUGUUUCUGUUCAAGGAUACAACCCUGGUGGCGUCUGGAGUGAUGAUUUUGAAACCCCCUCUGUUAACUUUUUACAUAUAUCUCAUUGGAGCUUGAAAUUGAUUUUAAGUUGGAAACCCGAGCAGUCCGUUGAGAGGAGAGAUGAGUUAGUGUUUUUGCUGAUAGAAGCUACAUUCUGAUAAUGUUAGAUUGAUAAAUGCUCGGCACGUCUUACUGAGUACUACAGCCAUAUUCUCUUUUCCCUGUUUCUCCUCGGUUGAUGAUGUUCGGAUCAGACAGACACCCUGCUUUCCAAACAAAGCACAGUGGUGGGGAAUAUGUGUAAAUCUUCUACUGUGCUACUGGCUUUUUCUGUUCUAAAAUGCUUGAUUUUAUUUAUACUUCCUUCCAUUUGAUUCAUAUUUUUGGGAUGCUAAUUCACAUAGUACAUACUGUAGCUCAAUUUAUCCAUUCAGAUGGUGAUACAUACGGUCCCAGAAGAGUCACCCAUCAGUCACCAUCAGCAGGUUCUGACUUCUUCUUCCUCUCUCUCCAGCUGGCCAUGACUCACCCCAGCCACCACCUGAACUUCGGCAUGAACCCGGACCACGCCCGUAACUCUCUGUCCAACUGUGGCAUCCGCCAGCCCAAGUAUGGAGACAGGAAGGUCCACCACAUGUACAUGAGGAAGAAGGGUGGGUACCUACAGUAGAAUACAUAUCCGCGCGCGCACACACACACACCAUCAUCAAUAUUGAUCGAUGGAUGUUUCUGUUGCCUAUGCUGACUAACCAACCUCUGUCUGAUUGGUCAGGAAUCAACACCUUGAUCAACAUCAUGUCUCGUCUUGGACAAGACGACCCCUCCCCCUCCAGGUAGGCCCUACUUCCAUAAGGAGGUCUAAGCAAUGUCACCAACCACUGAUGCAGGGGCCAUUCUUAUUCCAAUCUAUUAUGUAAUGUAUACUUAGCAAAUGCAAUGUCCCUAAGCCAAGCAGUUGCUGUCUUGCUAUGCCCUAGUGCGGGUUGGCCCUGCACAUAGUUCCAUGAGUGAGCCUAAGCAUUGUCACCAACCACUGAUGCAGGGGCCAUUUCUAUUCCAAACACCUUUGCAUUGUGUGCUAAUAAAUGUGUUCUAUAGAUUUGUGAAAGUUUGAGGCUGAAUAAAUACACUUGAGUAGAAUUAAUCAACUUGAUUCAAACAUGUAGGCCAUAUUUCAGGUCGCUAUUGGAUUUUCACCCCUGAUAUUUGUCAGAUUGUGUUGAUUUGGUCUCAGAGACCUGUGGUUCCUGUGUAAAUGUCUGAUAUACGAUAGACUGAGACCUCUCUCUCCUCUCUGCCUUCAUGUCUCUUUCUUAAUCUCUUUUUCUCUCUCUCUUCAGAAUCAAUCACAACGAGCGGCUGGAGUUUCUCGGCGACGCUGUCGUGGAGUUUCUCACCAGGUGAGAUUUACGUCCGUCAGCUCCCUCGCUCUUUUUCUCUUUCUUUGACGGACGCCUCCGCUAAUCGAACAUGGCGACAAUUCCCCCUCUCCUCCCCCCCUCCCCUCUCCUUUACUCUAGCCUGUGAUUUCCCCCUAAUUGGGUAUUCGGUUGUAAUUUCACUGUAGCUCUUUUCAUAGGGCCUGCUGAAAUUCUCCAUGACAACUAGCAAUUAGCUAUGAGAAUGUUGCGUGUGCUAUUGACUGAGUCACUCCCAGGUGAGAGGAGACCGCUGUGGUCCAUGCACCACUCAGCUUGCACUGCCACACCACUAAUUACAUGGUGCUAUUAUUACUACGCUGACUUAGUCAGUCAGUCGCUACAACUCUACCUAGCUACCUCUGCUGCAUCCCAAAUGGCACCACUUAUCAUUAUUAUUAUUAUUAUUAUUAUUAUUAUUAUUUUAUUUAUUUAUUUAACCUUUAUUUAACUAGGCAAGUCAGCUAAGAACUCAUUCUUAUUUACAAUGACGGCCUACCAAAAGGAAAAAAGGUCUCCUGCGGGGACAGGGGCUGGUAUUAAAAAUAUAUAAAUACAAUAAAUAAAAUAUAGGACAAAACACACAUCACGACAAGACACCACAACACUACAUAAAGAGAGACCUAAGACAACCACAUAGUAUUGCAGCAACACAACAUGGUACAAACAUGAUUGGGCACAGACAACAGCACAACGGGCAAGAAGACACCAAUACAUCACGCGAAGCAGCCAUAACUGUCAGUAAGAGUGUCCAUGAUUGAAUCUUUGAAUGAAGAGAUGGAGAUAAAACUGUCCAGUUUGGGUGUUUUUUGCAGCUCGUUCCAGUCGCUAGCUGCCGCAAACUGAAAAGAGGAGCGACCCAUGGAUGUGUGUGCUUUGGGGACCUUUAACAGAAUGUGACUGGCAGAACUGGUGUUGUAUGUGGAGGAUGAGUGCUGCAGUAGGUAUUUCAGAUAGGGGGGGGUGAUGCCUAAGGUUUGUUUUAUAAAUAAGCUUCAACCAGUGGGUAUAGAGUGCAGUGAUGUGUCCUAUAAGGAGCGUUGGUGGCAAAUCUGAUGGCCGAAUGUUAAAGAACAUCUAGCCACUAGAGAGCACCCUUACCUGUCGAUCUAUAAAUUACAUUUCCGUAAUCUAGCAUGGGUAGGAUGGUCAUCUGAAUCAGGGUUAGUUUGGUAGCUGGGGUGAAAGAUGAGCGAUUAAAAUAGAGGAAGCCAAGUCUAGAUUUAACCUUAGCCUGCAGCUUUGAUAUGUGCUGAGAGAAGGACAGUGUACCGUCUAGCCAUACUCUCUAGUACUUGUAUGAGGUGACUACCUCAAGCUCUAAACCCUCAGAGGUAGUAAUCACACCGGUGGGGAGAGGGGCAUUCUUCUUACCAAACCACAUGACCUUUGUUUUGGAGGUGUUCAGAACAAGGUUAAGGGCAGAGUAAGCUUGUUGGACACUAAGAAAGCUUUGUUGUAGAGCGUUUAACACAAAAUCCGGGGAGGGGCCCAGCUGAGUAUAAGACUAUCAUCUGCAUAUAAAUGGAUGAGAGAGCUUCCUACUGCCUGAGCUAUGUGGUUGAUGUAAAUUGAGAAGAGCGUUGGGCCUAGGAUCGAGCCUUGGGGUACUCUCUUGGUGACAGGCAGUGGCUGAGACAGCAGAUGUUCUGACUUUAUACACUGCACUCUUUGAUAGAGGUAGUUAGCAAACCAGGCCGAAGACCCCUCAUAGACACCAAUACUCCUUAGCCGGUCCACAAGAAUGGAAUGGUCUACUAUCAAAGUCAAUAAAAAUAGCAGCACAACAUUGCUUAGAAUCAAGGGCAAUGGUGACAUCAUUUAGGACCUCUAAGGUUCCAGUGACACAUCCAUAACCUGAGCGGAAACCAGAUUGCAUACCAGAGAAAAUAUUAUAGACAUCAAGAAAGCCAGUCAGUUGAUUGACAAGUUUUACUAACACUUUUAAUAAACAGGGCAAAAUAGAAAUUGGCCUGUAACAGUUAGGAUCAGCUUGAUCUCCCCCUUUAAAUAAAGGACGCAGCCAAGCAGUGGGAACAUCCCCAGAGAGGAGAGAAGUUAAAAAGUUCAGAGAUAGACUUGGCGAUGAUAGGGGCUGCAACCUUAAAGAAGAAAGGAUCUAAACCAUCUGACCCAGAUGGGGUCAAGUUUAAGGAGCUCCUUUAGCACCUCAGACUCUGUGACUGCCUGCAGGGAGAAACUUUGUAGCGGGGCAGGGGAAGAAGAGGGAGGAGCAUCGGGGCUAGUCGCAUUAGAAGGGCUGGGAGAUGAGGAAAUGUUGGAUGUGCAAGGAGGCAUGGCUUAGUCAAAUAGGAAUCCUGACUUAAUGAAGUGGUGAUUAAAGAGCUCAGCCAUGUGCUCCUUGUCAGGAACAACCACAUCAUCAACAUUAAGGGACAUGGGCAGCUGUGAGGAGGAACUACUUAGGGUUAGACCCACAGAGAGAGAACUGCUCCUUAAAGUAACUAACUUUGGCCUUCCGGAUAGCCUGAGUGCACUUAUUUCUCAUUUGCCUGAACGAGAGCCACUCAGCCUGAGUAUGCGUGUGCCGAGCCUUUCGCCAAAUGGAGUUCUUGAGGUGGAGUAACUCUGCCAGAUCACGGUCGAACCAGGGGCUGAACCUGUUUUUAAUUCUCAUUUUCUUUAUGAGGGCGUUAACAAUACCUCUAAAAAUAUAGUGUGCCUUGGUCAAAAGUAGUGCAUUAUAUAGGGAAUAUACUACUAUUUGGGGACUCAGCCUUCGUUUGGAUAGAUAGAAAGGUAGAGGGAGAAAUGCCUGGGCUAGCCCAGUAGAGGUCAUAAGGUCGUUUUUGCACGUCACACCAUAUAAGCCUCACUGGGAGUCAGAGACGGGUGAGCUGAGGGAUGCACCGUUCGUUUUCAAAUGAAAACCUUCAUAAGGAUGAGUUAUUUUUUACUCCUCCCCGUUUUACAUUUUUAACUGUUUGUUGUUCGAGAUGCGAGCAGGUAAUUUAUUUCACCCGUGCCAAUAUAUGGCCUUGAAAAUAACUAGUCUCGACUGCAAGAGUUUGACUGUAAUAGGACAUGACCAUUAGAAGUUUUGGCUGUGUUAUGCGGAGGAUGGGCUAGCUUCCAAAUUGCACCCUAUUCCCUUUAUAGUGCAGUAUUCAGACCCCUUGACCUUUUCCACAUUUUGUGACGUUACAGCCUUAUUCUGAAAUUGAUUAUUGUUUUUUCCUCUCAUCAAUCUACACAUAAUGACAGAGCAAAAAAAAAGUGUUUUGACAUUUUUGCUAAUUUAUUACAAAAUAAAAGUAUUCAGACUCUUUACUCAGUACUUUGUUGAAGCACCUUUCGUAGCGAUUACAGCAUCGAGUCUUCUUGGGUAUGACGCUACAAGCUUGGCACACCUGUAUUUGGGGACUUUCUCCCAUUCUUCUCUGCAGAUCCUCUCAAGCUCUGUCAGGUAGGAUGGGGAGCAUUGCUGCACAGCUACUUUCAGGUCUCUCCAGAGAUGUUCAAUCGGGUUCGAGUCCGGGCUCUGGCUGGGCCUCUCAAGGACAUUCAGAGACUUGUCCCGAAGCCACUCCUGCAUUGUCUUGGCUGUGUGCUUAGGGUUGUUGUCCUGUUGGAAGGUGAACCUUCACCCCAGUCUGAGGUCCUGAGUGCUCUGGAGCAGGUUUUCAUCAAGGAUCUCUCUGUACUUUGCUCCGAUAAUAUUUUCCUCGAUCCUGACUAGUAUCCCAGUGCCUGCUGCUGAAAAACAUCCCCACAGCAUGAUGCUGCCACCACCAUGCUUCACCGUAGGGAUGGUGCCAGGUUUCCUCCAGACGUGACGCUUGGGAUUGAGGCCAAAGAGUUAAAUCUUGGUUUCAUCAGACCAGAUAAUUUAGGUGCCUUUUGGCAACUCUAAGCACGGACUGUCAUGUGCCUUUUACUGAGGAGUGGCUUCCGUCUGGCCACUCUACCAUAAAGGCCUGAUUGGUGGAGUGUUGCAGAGAUGGUUGUCCUUCUGGAAGGUUCUCCCAUCUCCACAGAGGAACUCUAGAGCUCUGUAAGAGUAACCAUUGGGUUCUUGGUCACCUCCCUGACCAAGGCCCUUUUCCCCCGAUUGCUCAGUUUGGCCAGGUGGCCAGCUCUAGGAAGAGUCUUGGUGGUUCUAAACUUCUUCCAUUUAAGAAUGAUGGAGGCCAUUGUGUUCUCGGGGAGCUUCAAUGCUGCAGAAAUGUUUUGGUACCCUUCCCCAGAUCCGUGCCUAGACACAAUCCUCUCUCGGAGCUCUACGGACAAUUCCUUCGACCUCAUGGCUUGGUUUUUUCUCAGACAUGCACUGUCAACUGUGGGACCUUAUAUAGACAGGUGUGGGCCUUUCCAAAUCAUGUCCAAUCAAUUGAAUUUACCACAGGUUGACUCCAAUCCAGUUGUAGAAACAUCUCAAGGAUGAUAUAUGAAAAAUUUAUGCACUCACUGUCAGUCGCUCUGGAUAAGAGCAUCUGCUAAAUGACUAAAAUCAAAAAUGGUCAAUGAAAAAGGAUGCACCUGAGCUCAAUUUCGAGUCUCAUAGCAAAGGGUCUGAAUACUUAUGUAAAUAAGUUAUUUCUGAAAACCUGUUUUCGCUUUGUCAUUAUGGGGUAUUGUGUGUAGAUUGCUGAGGAAUUGUUGUCAUUAAUCAAUUUUAGCAUAAGUCUGUAACGUAAGUGUGUAAAAAGUGAAGGGGUCUGAAUACUUUCUGAAGGCACUGUGUGUAUGUGUAUAUAUAUAUAUGUGUGUGUGUGUGUGUGUGUGUGUGUGUGUGUGUAUGUAUAUAUGUGUGUGUGCGUGUGUGUGUGUGUGUGUGUGUGUGUGUGUGUGUGUAUGUGUAUAUAUACAGUGGGGGAAAAAAGUAUUUAGUCAGCCACCAAUUUUGCAAGUUCUCCCACUUAAAAAGAUGAGAGAGGCCUGUAAUUUUCAUCAUAGGUACACGUCAACUAUGACAGACAAAAUGAGAAGAAAAAAAAUCCAGAACAUCACAUUGUAGGAUUUUUAAUGAAUUUAUUUGCAAAUUAUGGUGGAAAAUAACUAUUUGGUCAAUAACAAAAGUUUCUCAAUACUUUGUUAUAUAGCCUUUGUUGGCAAUGAUACAGGUCAAAUGUUUUCUGUAAGUCUUCACAAGGUUUUCACACACUGUUGCUGGUAUUUUGGCCCAUUCCUCCAUGCAUAUCUCCUCUAGAGCAGUGAAGUUUUGGGGCUGUCGCUGGGCAACACGGACUUUCAACUCCCUCCAAAGAUUUUCUAUGGGGUUGAGACUGGCUAGGCCACUCCAGGACCUUGAAAUGCUUCUUACGAAGCCACUCCUUCGUUGCCCGGGCGGUGUGUUUGGGAUCAUUGUCAUGCUGAAAGACCCAGCCACGUUUCAUCUUCAAUGCCCUUGCUGAUGGAAGGAGGUUUUCACUCAAAAUCGCACGAUACAUGGCCCCAUUCAUUAUUUCCUUUACACGGAUCAGUCGUCCUGGACCCUUUGCAGAAAAACAGCCCCAAAGCAUGACGUUUCCACCCCCAUGCUUCACAGUAGGUAUGGUGUUCUUUGGAUGCAACUCAGCAUUCUUUGUCCUCCAAACACGAUGAGUUGUGUUUUUACCAAAAAGUUAUAUUUUGGUUUAAUCUGACCAUAUGACAUUCUCCCAAUCCUCUUCUGGAUCAUCCAAAUGCACUCUAGCAAACUUCAGACGGCCUGGACAUGUACUGGCUUAAGCAGGAUUUGAGUCCCUGGCGGCAUAGUGUGUUACUGAUGGUAGGCUUUGUUACUUUGGUCCCAGCUCUCUGCAGGUCAUUCACUAGGUCCCCCCGUGUGGUUCUGGGAUUUUUGCUCACCGUUCUUGUGAUCAUUUUGACCCCACGGGGUGAGAUCUUGCGUGGAGCCCCAGAUCGAGGGAGAUUAUCAGUGGUCUUGUAUGUCUUCCAUUUCCUAAUAAUUGCUCCCACAGUUGAUUUCUUCAAACCAAGCUGCUUACCUAUUGCAGAUUCAGUCUUCCCAGCCUGGUGCAGGUCUACAAUUUUGUUUCUGGUGUCCUUUGACAGUUCUUUGGUCUUGGCCAUAGUGGAGUUUGGAGUGUGACUGUUUGAGGUUGUGGACAGGUGUCUUUUAUACUGAUAACAAGUUCAAACAGGUGCCAUUAAUACAGGUAACGAGUGGAGGACAGAGGAGCCUCUUAGAGAAGAAGUUACAGGUCUGUGAGAGCCAGACAACUUGUUUGUUUGUAGGUGACCAAAUGCUUAUUUUCCACCAUAAUUUGCAAAUAAAUUCAUUAAAAAUCCUACAAUGUGAUUUUCUGGAUUUUUUUCUCUCAAUUUGUCUGUCAUAGUUGACGUGUACCUAUGAUGAAAAUUACAGGCCUCUCUCAUCUUUUUAAGUGGGAGAACUUGCACAAUUGGUGGCUGACUAAAUACUUGUUCUCCCAACUGUAUGUAUGUAUGUAUGUGUGUAUAUGUAUAUAUAUAUAUAUAUAUAUAUAUAUAUAUAUAUAUAUAUAUAUAUAUAUAUAUACACAUACAUACACAUACAUACAUACAUACAUACAUACAUACAUACAUACAUACAUACAUACAUACAUACAUACAUACAGUGGGGAGAACAAGUAUUUGAUACACUGCCGAUUUUGCAGGUUUUCCUACUUACAAAGCAUGUAGAGGUCUGUAAUUUUUAUCAUAGGUACACUUCAACUGUGAGAGACGGAAUCUAAAACAGAAAUCCAGAAAAUCACAUUUCAUGAUUUUUAAGUAAUUAAUUUGCAUUUUAUUGCAUGACAUAAGUAUUUGAUCACCUACCAACCAGUAAGAAUUCCGGCUCUCACAGACCUGUUAGUUUUUCUUUAAGAAGCCCUCCUGUUCUCCACUCAUUACCUGUAUUAACUGCACCUGUUUGAACUCAUUACCUGUAUAGAAGACACCUGUCCACACACUCAAUCAAACAGACUCCAACCUCUCCACAAUGGCCAAGACCAGAGAGCUGUGUAAGGACAUCAGGGAUAAAAUUGUAGACCUGCACAAGGCUGGGAUGAGCUACAGGACAAUAGGCAAGCAGGUGAGAAGGCAACAAAUGUUGGCGCAAUUAUUAGAAAAUGGAAGAAGUUCAAGAUGACGGUCAAUCACCCUCGGUCUGGGGCUCCAUGCAAGAUCUCCCCUCGUGGGGCAUCAAUGAUCAUGAGGAAGGUGAGGGAUCAGCCCAGAACUACACGGCAGGACCUGAUCAAUGACCUGAAGAGAACUGGGACCACAGUCUCAAAGAAAACCAUUAGUAACACACUACGCCGUCAUGGAUUAAAAUCCUGCAGCGCAAGCAAGGUCCCCCUGUUCAAGCCAGCGCAUGUCCAGGCCCGUCUGAAGUUUGCCAAUGACCAUCUGGAUGAUCCAGAGGAGGAAUGGGAGAAGGUCAUGUGGUCUGAUGAUACAAAAAUAGAGCUUUUUGGUCUAAACUCCACUCGCCUUGUUUGGAGGAAGAAGAAGGAUGAGUACAACCCCAAGAACACCAUCCCAACCGUGAAGCAUGGAGGUGGAAACAUCAUUCUUUGGGGAUGCUUUUCUGCAAUGGGGACAGGACGACUGCACCUUAUUGAGGGGAGGAUGGAUGGGGCCAUGGAUCGCGAGAUCUUGGCCAACAACCUCCUUCCCUCAGUAAGAGCAUUGAAGAUGGGUCGUGGCUGGGUCUUCCAGCAUGACAACGACCCGAAACACACAGCCAGGGCAACUAAGGAGUGGCUCCGUAAGAAGCAUCUCAAGGUCCUGGAGUGGCCUAGCCAGUCUCCAGAUCUGAACCCAAUAGAAAAUCUUUGGAGGGAACUGAAAGUCCGUAUUGCCCAGCGACAGCCCAGAAACCUGAAGGAUCUGGAGAAGGUCUGUAAGGAGGAGUGGGCCAAAAUUCCUGCUGCAGUGUGUGCAAACCUGGUCAAUACCUACAGGAAACGUAUGAUCUCUGUAAUUGCAAACAAAGGUUUCUGUACCAAAUAUUAAGUUCUGCUUUUCUGAUGUACAAAUACUUAUGUCAUGCAAUAAAAUGCAAAUUAAUUACUUAAAAAUCAUACAAUGUGAUUUUCUGGAUUUUUGUUUUAGAUUCCGUCUCUCACAGUUGAAGUGUACCUAUGAUAAAAAUUACAGACCUCUACAUGCUUUGUAAGUAGGAAAACCUGCAAAAUCGGCAGUGUAUCAAAUACUUGUUCUCCCCACUGUAUAUGUGUGUGUGUGUAUGUGUGUGUGUAUAUAUAUAUAUAUAUAUAUAUAUAUAUAUAUAUAUAUAUAUAUAUAUAUAUAUAUAUAUAUAUAUAUAUACUGCUCAAAAAAAUAAAGGGAACACUUAAACAACACAAUGGAACUCCAAGUCAAUCACACUUCUGUGAAAUCAAACUGUCCACUUAGGAAGCAACACUGAUUGACAAUAAAUUUCACAUGCUGUUGUGCAAAUGGAAAAGACAACAAGUGGAAAUUAUAGGCAAUUAGCAAGACACCCCCAAUAAAUGACUGGUUUUGCAUGUGGUGACCACAGACCACUUCUCAGUUCCUAUGCUUCCUUUUUGGUCACUUUUGAAUGCUGGUGGUGCUUUCACUCUAGUGGUAGCAUGAGACGGAGUCUACAACCCACCCAAGUGGCUCAGGUAGUACAGCUCAUCCAGGAUGGCACAUCAAUGCGAGCUGUGGCAAGAAGGUUUGCUGUGUCUGUCAGCGUAGUGUCCAGAGCAUGGAGGCGCUUCCAGGAGACAGGCCAGUACAUCAGGAGACGUGGAGGAGGCCGUAGGAGGGCAACAACCCAGCAGCAGGACUGCUACCUCCGCCUUUGUGCAAGGAGGAGCAGGAGGAGCACUGCCAGAGCCCUGCAAAAUGACCUCCAGCAGGCCACAAAUGUGCAUGUGUCUGCUCAAACGGUCAGAAACAGACUCCAUGAGGGUGGUAUGAGGGCCUGACGUCCACAGGUGGGUUUUGUGCUUACAGCCCAACACCGUGCAGGACGUUUGGCAUUUGCCAGAGAACACCAAGAUUGACAAAUUCACCACUGGCGCCCUGUGCUCUUCACAGAUGAAAGCAGGUUCACACUGAGCACGUGACAGACGUGACAGAGUCUGGAGACGCCGUGGAGAACGUUCUGCUGCCUGCAACAUCCUCCAGCAUGACCGGUUUGGCGGUGGGUUAGUCAUGGUGUGUGGUGGCAUUUCUUUGGGGGGCCGCACAGCCCUCCAUGUGCUCGCCAGAGGUAGCCUGACUGCCAUUAGGUACCGAGAUGAGAUCCUCAGACCCCUUGUGAGACCAUAUGCUGGUGCGGUUGGCCCUGGGUUCCUCCUAAUGCAAGACAAUGCUAGACCUCAUGUGGCUGGAGUGUGUCAGCAGUUCCUGCAAGAGGAAGGCAUUGAUGCUAUGGACUGGCCCGCCCGUUCCCCAGACCUGAAUCCAAUUGAGCACAUCUGGGACAUCAUGUCUCGCUCCAUCCACCAACGCCACGUUGCACCACAGACUGUCCAGGAGUUGGCGGAUGCUUUAGUCCAGGUCUGGGAGGAGAUCCCUCAGGAGACCAUCCGCCACCUCAUCAGGAGCAUGCCCAGGCAUUGUAGGGAGGUCAUACAGGCACGUGGAGGCCACACACACUACUGAGUCUCAUUUUGACUUGUUUUAAGGACAUUACAUCAAAGUUGGAUCAGCCUGUAGUGUGGUUUUCCACCUUAAUUUUGAGGGUGACUCCAAAUCCAGACCUCCAUGGGUUGAUAAAUUUGAUUUCCAUUGAUAAUUUUUGUGUGAUUUUGUUGUCAGCACAUUCAACUAUGGAAAGAAAAAAGUAUUUAAUAAGAUUAUUUCAUUCAUUUAGAUCUAGGAUGUGUUAUUUUAGUGUUCCCUUUAUUUUUUUGAGCUAUAUAUAUAUAUAUAUAUAUAUAUUUUUUUUUUUUUUUUGAGUUUCUUCAAAGUAGCCACCCUUUGCCUUGAUGACAGCUUUGCACGCUCUUGGUAUUCUCUCAACCAGCUUCAUGAGGUAGUCACCUGGAGGCAUUUCAAUUAACAGGUGUGCCUUGUUCAUUUGUGGAAUUUCUUUCCUCAAUGUAUUUGAGCCAAUCAGUUGUGUUGUGACAAGGUAGGGGUGGUAUAUAGAAGAUAGCCCUAAUUGGUAAAAGACCAAGUCCAUAUUAUGAUAAGAACAGCUCAAAUAAGCAAAGAGAAACGACAGUCCAUCAUUACUUUAAGACAUGAAGGUCAGUCAUGUCCUUUUGCAGUCGCAAAAACCAUCAAGCGCUAUGAUGAAACUGGCUCUCAUGAGGACCACCACAGGAAAGGAAGACCCAGAGUUACCUCUGCUGCAGAGGAUAAGUUCAUUAGAGUUACCAGCCUCAGAAAUUGCAGCCCAGAUAAAUGCUUCAGAGUUCAAGCAACAGACACAUCUCAACAUCAACUGUUCAGAGGAGACUGCGUGAAUCAGGCCUUCAUAAUAAUAUGCCAUUUAGCAGACGCUUUUAUCCAAAGCGACUUACAGUCAUGCGUGCAUACAUUUUUUGUGUAUGGGUGGUCCCGGGGAUCGAACCCACUACCUUGGUGUUACAAGCGCCGUGCUCUACCAGCUGAGCUACAGAGGACCACGGUCGAAUUGCUGCAAAGAAACCACUACUAAAGGGCACCAAUAAGGAGAAGAGACUUGCUUGGGCCAAAAAAUGUGAGCAAUGGACAUUAGACCGGUGGAAAUCUGGCCUUUGGUCUGGAGUCAAAAUUUGAGAUUUUUGGUUCCAACCGCCGUGUCUUUGUGAGAUGCAGUGUAGGUGAACGGAUGAUCUCCGCUUGUGUAGUUCCCACCAUGAAGCAUGGAGGAGGUGGUGUGGGGGUGCUUUGCUGGUGACAUUGUCUUAUUUAUUUAGAGUUCAAGGCAGACUUAACCAGCAUGGCUACCACAGCGUUCUGCAGCGAUACGCCAUCCCAUCUGCUUUGGGCUUAGUUUACAUUUACAUUUACGUCAUUUAGCAGACACUCUUAUCCAGAGCGACUUACAAAUUGGUGCAUUCAACUUAUGAUAGCCAGUGGGACAACGACCCUAUUAUUUAUAUAUAUAUAUAUAUUUUUUUUUUAUUAAACGGUGGGGGAGGGGGGGUUAGAAUGAUUUACUUUUAUACUAUUCCAGGUAUUCCUUAAAGAGGUAGGGUUUCAAGUGUCUCUGGAAGUUGGUCAGUGACUCCGCUGUCCUGGCAUCGUGGGGGAGCUUGUUCCACCAUUGGGAUGCCAGAGCAGCGAAUAGUUUUGACUGGGUUGAGCGGGAACUGUGCUUCCGCAGAGGUAGGGGGGCUAGCAGGCUAGAGGUGGAUGAACGUAGUGCCCUCGUUUGGGUGUAGGGUCUGAUCAGAGCCUGAAGGUAAGGAGGUGCCGUUCCCCUCACAGCUCCGUAGGCAAGCACCAUGGUUUUGUAGUAGAUGCAAGCUUCAACUGGAAGCCAGUGGAGUGUGCGGAGGAGCGGGGUGACAUGAGAGAACUUGGGAAGGUUGUACACCAGACGGGCUGCAGCGUUCUGGAUAAGUUGUAGGGGUUUAAUGGCACUGGCAGGGAGCCCAGCCAACAGCGAGUUGCAGUAAUCCAGACGGGAGAUGACAAGUGCCUGGAUUAGGACCUGUGCCACUUUCUGUGUAAGGUAGAGUCGUACUCUGCGGAUGUUGUAGAGCAUGAACCUGCAGGAUCGGGUCACCGCUUUGAUGUUAGCGGAGAACGACAGGGUGUUGUCCAGGGUCACGCCAAGGUUCUUUGCGCUCUGGGAGGAGGACACAAUGGAGUUGUCAACCGUGAUGGCGAGAUCAUGGAGCGGGCCGUCCUUCCCCGGGAGGAAGAGCAGCUCCGUCUUGCCGAGGUUCAGCUUGAGGUGGUGAUCCGUCAUCCACACUGAUAUGUCUGCCAGACAUGCAGAGAUGCGAUUCGCCACAUGGUUAUCAGAAGGGGGAAAGGAGAAAAUGAAUUGUGUGUCGUCUGCGUAGAAAUGAUAGGAGAGACCAUGUUAGUAUAUGACAAAGCCAAGUGACUUGGUGUAUAGAGAGAAUAGGAGAGGGCCUAGAACUGAGCCCUGUGGGACACCAGUGGUGAGAGCACGUGGUGCGGAGACAGAUUCUCGCCACGCCACCUGGUAGGAGCGACCUGUCAGGUAGGACGCAAUCCAAGAGUGAGCAGCGCCGGAGAUGCCCAACUCGGAGAGGGUGGAGAGGAGGAUCUGAUGGUUCACAGUAGUGUGAGUAUCAUGGGACUAUCAUUUGUUUUUCAUCAAGACAAUGAGCCAACACACACCUCCAGCCUGUGUCAGGGCUAUUUUACCAAGAAGGAGUGUGAUGGAGUGCUGCAUCAGAGGACCUGGCCUCCACAAUCACCCGACCUCUGACCAAUUUAGAUGGUUUGGGAUGAGUUGGACCGCAGAGUGAAGGAAAACCAGCCAACAAGUGCUCAGCAUAUGUGGGAACUCCUUCAAGACUGUUGGAAAAGCAUUCCAGGUGAAGCUGGUUGAGAGAAAGCCAGGAGUGUGCAAAGCUGUCAUCAAGGCAAAGGGUUGCAAUUUGAAGAAUCUCAAAUAUAAAAUAUAUUUUGAUUUGUUUAACACUUUUUUUGACCGUCUAGGCAUAGUUGAAAGAAAAAGCCAUAUCUCAGACUGCCCAUUUUAAUAUUCUCUUUUUAUUGGCCUGUCUGAGAUAUUGCUUUUUCUUUGCAACUCCACCUAGAAGGUCAGCAUCCCGGAGUCACCUCUUAACUGUUGACGUUGAGACUUGUUUUUUGCGGGUACUAUUUAAUGAAGCUGCUAGUUGAGGACCUGUGAGGCGUCUGUUUCUCAAACUAGACACUAAUGUAUUUGUCCUCUUGCUCAGUUGUGCACUGGGGCCUCCCACUCCUCUUUCUAUACUGGUUAGAACAAGUUUGCGCUGUUCUGUGAAGGGUGUAGUACACAGCGUUGUACGAGAUCUUCAGUUUCUUGGCAAUUUCUCGCAUGGAAUAGCCUUCAUUUCUCAGAACAAGAAUAGACUUACGAGAUUUAGAAGAAAGUUCUUUGUUUCUUGCCAUUUUGAGCCUUUAGUCGAACCCACAAUUGCUGACGCUCCAGCAGAAGAGCCAGUUUUAUAGCUUCUUUAAUCAGCACAACAGUUUUCAGCUGUGCUAACAUAAUUGCAAAUGGGUUUUCUAAUGAUCAAUUAGCAUUUUAAAAUGAUCAACUUGGAUUAGCGAACACAACGUGCCAUUGGAACACAGGACUGAUGGUUGCUGAUAAUGGGCCUCUGUACGCCUAUGUAGAUAUUCCAUAAAAUAUCUGCCGUUUCCAGCUACUAUAGCCAUUUACAACAUUAACAAUGUCUACACUGUAUUUCUGAUCAAUUUGAUAUUAUUUUAAUGGACAAAAAAUUGCUUUUCUUUCGAAAACAAGGACAUUUCUAAGUGACCCCAAACUUUUGAACUGUAGUAUAUGUAUAUGUUUGGACACAUCUAGUCAUUCAAGGGUUUUUAUUUUUAGUAUUUUAAUUUUUUUUAUGUUUACUCUUUUUAUUGUCCGGUCUCAUCACGAACAGCCACAUACUGUACAGUCAUGGUCAACAUUUUUGAGAAUGACACAAAUACUAACUUUCACAAAGUCUGCUGCCUCAGUUUUGAUGAUGGCAAUUUGCAUAUACUCCAGAAUGUCAUGAAGAGUGAUCAGAUGAAUUGCGAAGUCCAUCUUUGCCAUAAAAAUGAACUUAAUCCCCAAAAAACAUUUCCACUGCAUUUCAGCCCUGCCACAAAAGGACCAGCUGCCAUCAUGUCAGUGAUUCUCUCGUUAACACAGGUGAGAGUGUUGACGAGGACAAGGCUGGAAAUCACUCUGUCAUGCUGAUUUGAGUUAGAAUAACAGACUGGAAGCUUUAAAAGGAGGGUUGUGCUUGAAAUUAUUGUUCUUCUUCUGUUAAUCAUGGUUACCUGCAAGAAAACACGUGCCGUCAUCAUUGCUUUGCACAAAAAGGGCUUCACAGGCAAGGAUAUUGCUGCUAGUAAGAUUGCACCUAAAUCAACCAUUUAUCGGAUCAUCAAGAACUUCAAGGAGAGAGGUUCAAUUGUUGUGAAGAAGGCGUCAGGGCGCCCCAGAAAGUCCAGCAAGCGCCAGGACCGUCUCCUAAAGUUGAUUCAGCUGCGGGAUCGGGGCACCACCAGUGCAGAGCUUGCUCAGGAAUGGCAGCAGGCAGGUGUGAGGCAAAGACUUUUGGAGGAUGGCCUGGUGUCAAGAAGGGCAGCAAAGAAGCCACUUCUCUCCAGGAAAAACAUCAGGGACAGACUGAUAUUCUGCAAAAGGUACAGGGAUUGGACUGCUGAGGACUGGGGUUAAGUCAUUUUCUCUGAUGAAUCCCCUUUCCGAUUGUUUGGGGCAAGGUGAGUGCUACCAUCAGACAAGGUGAGCGCUACCAUCCGUCCUGUGUUAUGCCAACAGAAAAGCGUCCUGAGACAAUUCAUGUGGGGGGUUGCUUCUCAGCCAAGGGAGUGGGCUCAUUCACAAUUUUGCCUAAGAACACUGCCAUGAAUAAUAAUAAAUAUAAUAAUAAAGAAUGGUACCAACACAUCCUCCGAGAGCAACUUCUCCCAACCAUCCAAGAACAGUUUGGUGACGACCAAUGCCUUUUCAAGCAUGAUGGAGCACCUUGCCAUAAGGCAAAAGUGAUAACUAAGUCGCUCGGGGAACAAAACAUCGAAAUGUUGGGUCCAUGGCCAGGAAACUCCCCAGACCUUAAUCCCAUUGAGAACUUGUGGUCGGUCCUCAAGAGGCGGGUGGACAAACAAAAACCCACAAACUCCAAGAAUUGAUUAUGCAAGAAUGGGCUGCCAUCAGUCAGGAUGUGGCCCAAAAGUUAAUUGACAUCAUGCCAGGGCGGAUUGCAGAGGUCUUGAAAAAGAAGGGUCAACACUGCAAAUAUUGACUCUUUGUAUAAACUCAAUGUAAUUGUCAAUAAAAGCCUUUGACACUAAUGGAAUGCUUGUAAUUAUACUUCAGUAUACCAUAGUAACAUCUGACAAAAAUAUCUCAUAACACUCAUAACAAAGCAAUGGACAAUGCAUUCUAGAAAAACGGUUGUAUAUAAAUACACUGAAGCACGAAAUAAAACAAUCUCUCAGCAUGUUGGUAGACUUUCAUUGUUGACUUAGAUGCUGAUUUAUUAAUACAAAUGUUCAUGUCUAGAAAACAAGAUAUUUAAAGUAUAAUCAAAUCAAAUAUUUGUCACAUGCUUCGUAAACAACAGGUGUAGACUAACAGUGAAAUGCUUACUUACAACAAUGCAAUAUUUUCUCUAGAUAUCUUUGUUGCACAAUUAAAGAUCAAUACACUGCAUUUCAAACAGUCAGGAAUAAUAUAAUAAAUUCAGGGCCUGUGAAAUUAUAGCAAAGCUAAAUAUAAGCCUUCUACAACCGUACCCACUAAUAAUUGUAUUAUUUUAUCGAACUAGUUUAUUCACCUUUUUUUCCAAUAAUCACUGAUCUGGCUUUCAAAUCGGUCUAUGAAAAUGCCCUUUUUGUUAGAAAUUUUAGCAGAACCAUUCACAAUGCACACCCACUAAUAAUGACCAACUUCUUAUAGCAGACUUUAUAGAAACUGAAUACCAGUCUUUUGAGCACAAGCCCAAGUUCUAGUGAGUAGCCAGUUAAACAUUCGAUUUGAAGUCUAGCCAACUUGGAUCUAUUUGCUUGUUAACAAUUUAGAACACUUUAACUGUUAUGAAUACACCCUCCAUUCCAUCUCCAGCUAUUUUUAACAACAACCUUUUCAGUUUGUUCAGAUAUUGAAAUCAAUUGGCCUACCUGAUAAGAAAAUGCUUAUUUCUCAGAAUGAGAACGACUUGCUAAUUAUUUAUAUAAAUGUGUCUCUUUAUGCUCAUUGUACAUUUAUAAAACACAAACUAGACAGCUAGCACAUAAAUCUGUGACUAAAAUACUGCUAGGGGUUUGUGGUCCCGCAGUGCAGCGCGCGACAAACUGAGCAUGAAUUUUCCACAAUCAUGUUCAUUGAUACUCUCGUUUUAGUAGGGUCUUCUCUGUUCUACAUUUUGGGAGUUGAAACAUAAAAAUGGUAUCAUUAGAAAGGUUAUUUUCUCACCUAUUACAGUAAAAUAAUGUCUAAGUGUUUCGGUGUCCAUAUGACCGAUUCUGUUCUCCCCCCAAAAAAUGAUAACCUUGAUUCUGCGAUACAGGCAUUUGAAACAUUGCGUUAAUUAAAUAUACCGCCCAGCCCUAACUGUGCCCCAUGGUCAGCCAUUUUGGAUAUAACAUGUUUUUGGUUGCCUGCACACAGCUGGUUACCUGUGAGAUUGUGACCCAUCGUCAGCCGUCUUGGAUCUUACGGCUCUGUUUGUAUGUGUUUCCUGUCUCCACAGUGUCCAUCUGUACUACCUGUUCCCCAGUCUGGAGGAAGGAGGGCUGGCAACCUACAGAACAGCCAUCGUACAGAACCAACACCUGGCCAUGCUCGCC
Messenger RNA from Coregonus sp. 'balchen', 44232 nucleotides. The record is from the annotation of a GenBank genome assembly. Lineage: Eukaryota; Metazoa; Chordata; Actinopteri; Salmoniformes; Salmonidae.